This is a messenger RNA of Aspergillus pseudotamarii, 665 nucleotides long. RefSeq lists its product as uncharacterized. Bases 97 to 372 code for a protein of 91 amino acids. The transcript has a single exon. NCBI's taxonomy places the organism in Eukaryota, Fungi, Ascomycota, Eurotiomycetes, Eurotiales, Aspergillaceae. The record is from RefSeq and is a predicted model, not a curated record.
ACCAGGAGCAGCGGCAGGAGCGCUGAUGUUCUCCGGCUGAUUCUCGCCUGCUGGGGCCGUGGCCAUCUCGGUGUCCUGGGUAUCUCCAGUGGAGGUAUGUUGUUGUUGCUGCCGCUGCCGGGCUCGAUAGGCUUGCAGCCGAGCACGCGAACGUCUCUGCUGGUGAUUGAGCUGCCUUUCGCCUCCCUCGUUCCGGGUUCCAGCCGAGGAGUUAUUGUUUCCAUCGGCGGCCGCGGGCAGAGGGCGGAUGCUAGAGCCACCAGGUGUGGGCGUAUUCGCACCACCAGGGGCCCCACCACGACGACGACGGCGACGGGAAGGAGCCGAAGCACCAGAGAGGUCGACAGGGGGGUUAGAGGCAGGACGGACUGAGGCGAUAGCAGCCGUCACGAUGCUAUCCUGUGUUCAGUGUUAGCUUUGUUCAGAUGAUAAAUCCUAUUUUAUGUUCUUUCUUACCUGCUCUUCCAGGUACUGCCCACGGAGAGUCCACAGUUGCCGACCGAGUUCGGUCAUGGGGCAUCUCUUUCCUGGAUGUUGGGUACCACAUCCAUUUCUGCAGACCCAAAGCUUCGUUUUGACCGUCUUGUAAUAGUCAGCAGAUUCCAUUCGAAUAGCUUCAUCUUCUGGGACAUACUACGCGGUCAGUCGGGGGCUUCCUGCCAUCU